AUGAACUCGUCCAUGUUGAUGUCACUGUCGAUCUCAAUAGCGUUUGGCGUUGCGGCUGUCAAUUCGGCCGAACGUCCUAGUGUAGGCGGCUCUGGCAACGAGCCACUAACGUCCUCCAUCCGUGGCAGCGGUGUGGAAGCGUCAAGCGGGCUAGCUUCCGUGGUCUGUACGUAUGCAUUCAAAUUGGCAACGGUGGGGCUAUUGGCGAUGGUCAAAUUGUACAGAUGCGAGUCAAAUCUGUUGUGGUCCUGCUGCGUGCCCGCCGAUGGAGGUCCGGAAUCGCCCUCCGCUUCCAACGAAGGCAACGACGAAGACGAUUGGCCAGAGGACGUUGCGCGAGCGGAAUUAUUAUAA
Molecule: messenger RNA, 354 nt
Organism: Ogataea philodendri
Lineage: Eukaryota; Fungi; Ascomycota; Pichiomycetes; Pichiales; Pichiaceae
Exons: 1
Coding region: 1-354 (117 amino acids)
Source: RefSeq, a predicted model, not a curated record